Messenger RNA from Callorhinus ursinus (northern fur seal), 5514 nucleotides. The record is from RefSeq and is a predicted model, not a curated record. NCBI's taxonomy places the organism in Eukaryota, Metazoa, Chordata, Mammalia, Carnivora, Otariidae.
GGCGGCGGUGGCGGCGGCGGCGGUGGCGGCGGCGGCGGAGCCGGGCGGCGGCGGGAGUCGGCGCCCCUGGUUCCUGCCCCUGGUGUCGAGGUGGUGGCGGACGGGCGUCCGGGGAUGGCCUUCAUGGAGAAGCCGCCGGCCGGCAAGGUGCUGCUGGACGACACGGUGCCGCUGACAGCAGCCAUAGAGGCGAGCCAGAGCCUGCAGUCCCACACGGAGUACAUCAUUCGGGUGCAAAGAGGAAUUUCUGUAGAAAACAGUUGGCAGAUCGUUAGGAGAUACAGUGACUUUGAUUUGCUGAACAACAGCUUGCAGAUUGCAGGCCUCAGUCUACCUCUUCCUCCCAAAAAAUUGAUUGGUAACAUGGAUCGUGAAUUCAUAGCUGAGAGGCAGAAAGGUCUUCAGAACUAUCUCAACGUUAUCACCACAAAUCAUAUCUUGUCUAAUUGUGAGCUGGUUAAGAAGUUUUUAGACCCAAACAACUAUUCUGCAAACUACACUGAGAUUGCCUUACAGCAAGUUUCCAUGUUCUUCCGGUCAGAACCAAAGUGGGAGGUGGUAGAACCAUUGAAAGACAUAGGUUGGAGGAUAAGGAAGAAAUAUUUCUUGAUGAAAAUUAAAAAUCAGCCAAAGGAACGGCUAGUGUUAAGCUGGGCUGACCUUGGUCCCGACAAGUAUCUGUCAGAUAAAGAUUUUCAGUGUCUAAUCAAACUUCUGCCUUCCUGUUUGCACCCUUAUAUCUAUCGGGUCACCUUUGCCACAGCUAAUGAAUCCUCUGCAUUGCUUAUUAGGAUGUUUAAUGACAAAGGAACUUUGAAGGACCUGAUCUACAAGGCAAAACCAAAAGACCCAUUCCUAAAGAAGUACUGCAACCCUAAGAAGAUUCAGGGCCUUGAACUCCAGCAAAUAAAAACAUACGGGCGGCAAAUAUUGGAGGUACUAAAGUUUCUACAUGACAAGGGAUUCCCUUAUGGGCAUCUUCAUGCCUCCAAUGUGAUGCUAGAUGGUGACACUUGCCGGCUGCUAGACCUUGAGAAUUCUUUAUUGGGCCUUCCUUCCUUCUACCGAUCCUAUUUCUCACAAUUCAGGAAAAUCAAUACAUUGGAAAGCGUGGACGUCCACUGCUUUGGCCACUUACUGUAUGAAAUGACUUAUGGACGACCGCCAGACUCAGUGCCUGUAGAUUCCUUCCCUCCAGCACCGUCUAUGGCUGUGGUGGCCGUGUUGGAGUCUACGCUGUCUUGUGAAGCCUGUAAAAAUGGCAUGCCUACCGUCUCCCGGCUCUUACAGAUGCCAUUAUUCAGUGAUGUUUUACUAACCACUUCUGAAAAGCCACAGUUUAAGAUCCCCACAAAGUUAAAAGAGGCAUUGAGAAUUGCCAAAGAAUGUAUAGAAAAAAGACUAAUUGAAGAACAGAAACAGAUUUACCAGCAUCGAAGACUGACAAGAGCUCAGUCUCACCAUGGAUCUGAAGAAGAAAGGAAAAAGAGAAAGAUUUUAGCUCGAAAGAAGUCAAAACGAUCUGCUGUUGAAAAUAGUGAAGAGCAUUCAGCAAAAUACAGCAACUCCAAUAAUUCAGCAGGAUCUGGGGCCAGCUCACCUCUCACAUCCCCGUCGUCACCAACUCCACCCUCUACGGCAGUAGAGCAUGCACCAUUUUGAACGUGAAUUUUCGGUAAAGUAAGCUAUACUGAUUUCUCUAACUUUAAAGAUGCUCUGUUUCUGGAUGUGAAAUGGGCCCCAGUGCAUCUAGAUCACUGAAGUGAUGAACAAAUGGGAAAGCAGAUUUGGGACAAUUUCCUUAUCUGAACAUUUAAAUGAAAUACAGCAUCUUUAAAAAGCACCCAAGUGACUUCAUUUACAUUCAUUUCAUUUUCACCGUGACCUUCAAAAUCUUCAUUUCCACUCUGAUUGUAGUUUUAAAAUACAGCUCUAAAACUGCAAAUUAACCACAUGGCAUUUUGGUAUAUUUCAGUUUUGGAAAGCAAGAUCCCAGAGUCUUAGUGUAGCAAACAUAUUGGUUCCCUAUCACUCUGAUGAAGGGAAAGAGCAUUAGCCGAUUGAGUUCUUGGUUUCAGGAAGACAACUCACUGGCUUUUAUAACUGUCGGGGAAAACAGUUUUCUUUAAAGCAUCCCUAAUAAUUCCUGAGUUGGGACAUGAGUGCAGCCUCCUCAUCUACCUGAGGCAAAAUACAAAGGCAGUUGCCAAGAGCUGGGGGGGCUGCCUGCUUCCAGGGGCCACUGCUAUCUGUUCCCUCUCGAGGGUGGCUAGCAGGUCCUGGUGUUGGUCUGGUGGCCCCGUGGUCUCCCCACUUGCAUUCGCGGACCACAACGGAACUCAGACCUACAGGGACUGGUAGAUGGCCCACUGCUAAAACUGGCCCCAAAGAAAGGGCACCCCCCCCCCCCCGCCAGGUGUCCUUUUGCUGAGGCUGGUGAGAAUGUUUCUAGCAAGGCAUUCCAUCCUAGAUCGAACCUUUGCUCUUCCUGCAGUGGUAUGUGGUCCAUUCCAGGGCCUCUGCUGAAUUGCCAGGUUCUCAUUAGUUUGGUGGAUGGGAUUCUGGGGAGGGUAAAGUAGUUGGCUUUUGGGAUUUUUGUCUGACAGUAGGUAGGAUGGGAGAGAACUGUUUUGGAGCAUCCCUCAUCCUGGGUUUGCAGGCCAAUAUUUCUCAGAGCAGGGAGAAUUCAGUUAGUGACCAACCUUUUUUUUUUUUCCUUCAAAUUUUUAUUUAAAUUAUAGUUAGUUAGCAACCAGUGUAACAUGGAAUCUGUCUGGUCUUAUCUGGGGCCUGGAGAUAAGGGCUGUUGGGUACCUGCUGGCAGGGACGAGUCGGUGGCACUCAUGCUGGCCUCAGACACAAUAGCCAACUCUGCAUUGGGCCCCUAUCAAUAUUGCCAACUGUUAGAACGUGUUGUAGCUUAAGUCCCAACAAAUCUUUAAAGGAAGCUUGUGGACUAUAGAGAAUGUAAAAUGAAAAGGCCAAAAAACCCUGAUGAGGCCUAUAGUCAGAGGCUGAGUCCCUGGGUCUGUGUUCUUGCUUCCUCCACUCCUGACCUUCUGACUGUGGGACUUCCUCCCUACUUCCAGAGUGUUCUGAGCUGGCAAGAUGAGGUCUUGUCUUGCCCUGGUAGUACACAUGAAGAUCUGCCCUAAUUGUCACAGGCCCAGUGAGGAAAUUGGGCCUCAUGGGACAGAUAGGCCCUUUGGGUCUGGUCCGGCCCUCUGGGGGCAGACAUCAGGGUGACCUUGCUCCUUACCGUUGGAUGAGCAGCGUCUCCUUUUGCACAGACCUCCACUUCUCAUUUGCUUCAUAUGCAUGGGUUACUCGGUGACACCUGGGACCUUGUAUUUAUUUAUGCUACCUACGUAUUCAAGGAGAUUCAUUUUUAAAGCCGUAACAAUCUCAGCCUUUAUUCGGAAAAAUAAAGAUCCAUGUACUGAGCACCACACCCACCUCCCAAACUCUGAGAUCAUCAAUUUGCACUUUUAAUUUUUGAGUGGCUGGUAACGCAGCCAAAGUCGAGGGUCGGCUCCUUGUGAGAACCAAGCAGAUUCGUUCUCUAUUCAGGUCCAGCAGCUGAGACCCACACCUCUAGCCACCCAGAAUCCCGGGCUGGAGGGGUAACGGGUCUCUGGAUGGCUUGCUCUGUGCCUUUAGCACUUGCAGCCCAGAGCCUGUUUUCUUUCUUGUAACCUGCAGUGACUUUUCUCCAGGGUCAAAGCACAAAGCUGGCAGGCAGAAACUGAAGCCCCUUCUGGUACGCAGUGUCAAACCCAGAUGCUGGCCAUUGGGUGGCGCUGCGGGGUAUCGGCACCUGCGGCUCCUCUGGGAGCUCUUGGUGCUGCUGUUGAGUCCCAAGAACCUUCAGAGACACCCCCCUCCUCCUGGGAUUUCACUGGCCACUCUCCAAAACCCCCUUCUGGCAUGCUUAUUCUCCCUGCUCUUCUCACCUCAGCAGUCAUUGUGGGUUUAAAGUCCUUUUUAUCUUUGUAACCCUGUAACAUAAAGCUGGGAACAUUUUUCCAUAAGCCACCCUGGCAGAAAACGCAAUAGAACUUCAUUCAUUAGUUGUUACUGUAUAGACCCAGUGAGAAUUACAUUUUGUUCAUUUGUCUGUAUUUAAUGUUUAUUCAUAUUGCUAUAUUUUCAUCAUUUGAGAAUUCUGAGAUUGCAGAGUAUGAAUGUGUGUAUCUAUGUGAUUCUUUAAUUUCAGCUGCCUUAGGUUUGAGUAAAAGAUGUAAGGAAGGUAAGUGGUUUUCUAUGAAAUACAAGACUUUGAACUGUUAUGUGUCACACUCGGUAAAAAGGAUGCUCUUACCUAAGUAUUUGAUUGGUGACCCUGAACCAGUCAUCCACAGAAACUCAAGUGGUGAUUGGUAUGUUUACUUGUUACCUCCACAGCUCAGUAGCAGGUUAGAGGGGAAGAACGCCUAACAGAAUGUCUCGCUAUGUAGCUCCAGGAGGGGCCGAGGCUAAGGCUAGAAACAGACACAGGAGUCACUGAGAACUGCAAGGUUCAUAGGUAAUGGGGCAGGUAACUGUGGCACCAGUAAGUUCUUUAAAACAGGUCUUUGGCUGUACUCAGUUUUUAUUUUGUCCUAGGAGAGUCAUUCAUUCAUCGAUUCAAAAUUAUAACAUUCAACUGCCACAUGUUCAUGUGCCUGGAAGCUAAGGGAAGUUUUGGACACUUGUCUAGUUGCCUUCUCCUUGCCCACUAGGGUAGAGUCUCUCCUGAUGCUUCAGCAAAGAUGUAGGGUUAUUGCAGCUCGAUUCUGUUCCUGGGUUAGGCCCCAGUGGAAAGAAGGUGCUGAGGAAGACUCCUCCUCCUCCUGAGGAUACCAUUGCCAGGGAGAGAGCCCUCUGCCCCCCGUCUUGUACUGUUAACAGUUAUUAGCAUCUUAUAUUUCUCUAAUGCAGCCUAAUAGAAAAUGAUUAUUCGAGACAUGCGCCCCUGGGGAACCCUUAACCCAGCGGGCACUGGUUCCUUGCCUAGAAUCCUGAGUGCUUUGUCAUUUUCUAUUAGAUCACAUCCUUCAAAUAUUGUGGGUGUUGGGGCAGCUAAAGAAAUGUUCAUCCUUUAUCAGUAAUUGAUAUUCAGGUAGUCCAACUCUGUGCAUACAAAUGUCUGUCUUUACUUGCUAGCUCAGUACGUGCCCUGGACCUGCCUAAAGUAGCUGAUGGAACUUUUCUUUUGGGACUGUUGCUAAAAUUUGGAAAUGGAGUUAGAGCCUCAUCUACGUAGGGAGAAGGUCACUGUGUAUGGUUUCAUGUAAUCUGUGAUACUCAGUCUUAAGAUGACUUAGGGGAAAAUGGUAACCUUGAAUUAAUUCCCCUUUGAUGCUUCUAGCUUUCUUGUUCAGCAUUUUAAAAAACCGUACAGUAUGGGUAGCUUGGUCCCUCUGGGGGAACACAUUUGCAGUCUCAUCCAAGUCCCUUCUACCCAGGACUGAGCAGUAGCAUGUGUGUGGGGUGUUGGGAGAGAUGAUACUCACUGUCCCUUCUCCCCCCGAC